Mus caroli (Ryukyu mouse) is the source of this 2507-nucleotide messenger RNA. RefSeq names its product Kazal type serine peptidase inhibitor domain 1 (gene Kazald1). Gene Ontology annotation, cellular component: extracellular region. Gene Ontology annotation, molecular function: insulin-like growth factor binding. The record is from RefSeq and is a predicted model, not a curated record. NCBI's taxonomy places the organism in Eukaryota, Metazoa, Chordata, Mammalia, Rodentia, Muridae. Gene Ontology annotation, biological process: regulation of cell growth; regulation of signal transduction.
UGGGAUUGCCUGUGUACAGCUCUCGUCCACCUCGUCGGAACCCCUCUGGUCAGAGGCAGCGUCUCUGAUGACUGAACGCUCCUUUGAGGAGGGCUCGGCCAAAGUCAGAACUGCGCGGUGACUGCAGUGCUUCUUGCUCGCAGGGUAGAGCGGAGCCGCCGCAGGCCGCGGACGCACGCGCAGUCAGAACCUAUGACGCCUUCUGGGCGGGGCCUAUAUAAGCCCCACCCUUCCCUUGCAUGAAAGCCGGGUUUCCUUCUGUUCCUCCUCCUCCUAGGAGCUUGGAUUGCGGUUUCUGGAAGCUGUUUGGGGGCCGGCGGGGGCGGGGCCUGCCAUUCUCAGGGCGGUGGGCGGGCCUCCGGGGAUGCUUUGCUUCCUGCCCCUAACCCAAAAGUGCCACCGUGGCGUUGGCGGAGGUCUCCAGACUGAACACUUUUGGCCCCGACAUGCUCGAAUUUUGCAACCUGUAAUCCGGAGCCCAGAGACGCCCUACGGGGAGUCACCCGCCGGCCUUGCUGCGGCCGCUAGUCAGUUCCGACCUCUAAUCACCAGGCUCCUCCGCGGGUUCAAGCACCUGCCCUAUAUUGGGAGGGAGGUAGCCAGAUGUGGAUGGCAGCUGGAAAAGCUUAUAGUCUAGUCUGCGCCCCAGUGGAGAGACUGGGUGAACACAGCUGCAAACCGUGCCCAGAGGAAGCUGGCCCCGAGCCUGCCCUCCAGAAACGCCCAUAGUGUUGAAGUCAAUUUUACAUUGAGUAAAAUUUCGUAGCCUUUCCUUCUUUCUAUAUUGCAGCUGUUUGCCGCUCUCCAAAUCUAAAUCAGAUGAGACAGGACCUGGGAUUCAGCCAACAGUUUGAGCUCCUCGGCCAUUCCACCCCUAUUCACUUCUCACAGCCUUUGCUUUCCCAGCAGCGGCGUCUGGUUAAGCGGCUCUGUACACUCAUUGUGACUUUGGGCUAGGGUCGAAGUGAAAGACCCAGGAGGGUCCUUGUAAGACUGGAUAAAAUUAUCGGCCUCAGGGCCUGGGAAGAAGGCGGGUAUUCGACAUCUAGGGGCGGGGAGAAGGGGCGGAGGAGUUUCUCUUCUAAUCUUAAGUCUGUGGGCUGCCAGGGAUCCCCCGACAGAAGCAGGGGUGGCCUGCGGGUCUGGCUGGCCGUGCAUGCGACUCUUCGUUCCCUACCGUUUUUUGUUUUGUGGUUUUUUUUUUUUAGGUUGGAAAUCCCAGCUGUUAAGGGCCUAGUCCAAGGCACUAGGGUGCCACCUACGCGCUGAUGCCCCGAGUGUUCACAGGGCUUCCAGCUAACUAUGCUGCACCUACCUUGGCGCUGCCCUUGCUACUACCAUUAUUGCUGGUGGUGUGGAUCCAGCUACCCGUUAGCGCGAGGCCGUCCACAGGCCCCGAUUACCUGCGGCGAGGCUGGCUGCGGCUGCUAGCCGAGGGCGAGGGUUGUGCUCCCUGCCGGCCAGAAGAGUGCGCUGCGCCGCGGGGAUGCCUAGCAGGCCGGGUGCGGGAUGCGUGCGGCUGCUGCUGGGAAUGCGCCAACCUGGAGGGCCAGCUCUGCGAUCUGGACCCCAGCGCUAACUUCUACGGGCGCUGCGGCGAGCAGCUCGAGUGCAGGCUGGACGCGGGCGGUGACCUGAGUCGAGGAGAGGUGCCGGAGCCGCUGUGUGUCUGCCGCUCGCAGCGCCCGCUCUGUGGUUCGGACGGCCGAACCUACGCGCAGAUCUGCCGCCUGCAGGAGGCCGCCCGCGCUCGGCCGGACGCUAACCUCACUGUGGUGCAUCCGGGGCCCUGCGAAUCGGAGCCCCAGAUCCUGUCGCAGCCUCACAAUAUUUGGAAUGUAACCGGACAGGAUGUGAUCUUUGGCUGUGAGGUGUUUGCCUACCCCAUGGCCUCGAUUGAGUGGAGGAAAGAUGGCUUGGACAUCCAGCUGCCGGGGGAUGACCCCCAUAUCUCUGUGCAGUUUAGGGGUGGACCUCAGAAGUUUGAGGUGACUGGCUGGCUACAGAUUCAAGCUUUGCGCCCUAGUGAUGAGGGCACCUACCGUUGCCUUGCCCGGAAUGCUCUGGGCCAAGCGGAGGCUUCUGCAACCCUCACAGUGCUCACACCAGCUGAACGCCACGGGAUUCUCCCAACUGCAAUCACGGAGUUUGGUUCCUGAGGAGGAGGAGGCAGAAAGUGAAGAGUUGGGCGAUUACUACUAGGUCCCAGAUCUCUGCUUUGCAGGUGUGGGCAUGUGGACAGAGCACUGCAUCCUUGCUGUCUAGAAAGCCCGGAGAAGACUGAAGGGCGAGCAGGAUCCUUUCAUGGAUUGUUUAAUGCUCAGUGUAGCCUCAGCUCCAUCUUUCCGAAGCUUCCGCGGUAGAGAUGAGCGCAGCAGAACUGAUUUAGUUCAGUACAGGGAGAGGGGUGGGGUAGCUCCGUGUCUUAUACACUCUAGGGGACAAAACCCACCUAGCAUACGACUAGGCACAGUGGGCAUCAAUAAAAAAAAUAUAAACAAACCGAG